AUGUUGGAGGAGGUGGAGACAGCAUCUCUGGCUAUCAAGUAUCUAAGAGAAGUAACACAUUCCACUACACAAGAAGAGCUUAAAGCUUCUCACAGAGAGGCCACUGGAGCUCCAGACACUCCAAAUUCCCUGGCUAAUUCCACCGUAGUCACGGCCUUUGUCACCGCCUAUGAAAUCCCUAAUCUACAGAACGCGGCAGCUGAAACAGACAUCACCAACCACAAGGCCUUGAGAACCAGCCAGAAGAACCUUGAGGGUAGAGGUAGCAGGUUCCUCCUUUAUCAGACACUUCCUGUCUGCUGCUGGAACACACCAACCUCCAUUUCCAACAAUCCAGAACCCAUUAAGGCACUGGAAACUCUACACGUUGUUUUCGUGAGCUGUGGAAAGGAGCACUCCCUGGCUGUUUGUCACAAAGGAAGGGUCUUUGCAUGGGGAGCUGGUUCUGAAGGACAACUGGGGAUUGGAGAAUUUAAGGAAAUAAUUUUUACACUGACUCCUAUGAAAGAGAAGGGCAUGUAUCGAAUAAAAGUUGGUACAUUACAAGUUUCCUGUGGAGACCACCAUUCCCUGGCAUUAUCAGAAGAUGGCAAAGCGUUUUCAUGGGGAAAGAACAGCCACGGGCAGCUGGGCCUGGGGAAGGACUUUCCCUCCCAAGCCAGCCCGCAGCGGGUGAGGUCCCUGGAGGGGAUCCCGCUGGCUCAGGUGGCUGCAGGAGGGGCCCACAGCUUUGCCCUGUCUCUCUCUGGGACUUCAUUUGGCUGGGGAAGCAACAGUGCAGGGCAGCUGGCCCUCAGCGGGAAAGAUAUUCCAGUGCAAAGCUACAAGCCUCUUUCAGUUGGUCGGCUAAAGAGUCUAGAUGUGAUUUACAUCAGCUGUGGCUAUGAACACACUGCAGUGCUUACCCAGAAUGGGAAAGUGUUCACAUUUGGAGACAAUUGCUUUGGACAGCUGGGACACAGCCCCACUGCUAAGAAGAGUGGUCCACAAGAAGUGGAAAGAAUUGAUGGCCUAGUUUCACAGAUAGAUUGCGGAAGUUUCCACACCCUUGCGUAUGUCUACACCGCUCGUAGGGUGGUGUCUUUUGGUCAUGGAUCAAGUUGCACAAGCAGCUCACCUCAUCCGGAGGCCCAGACAGAAAACUCUGACAUUAGCUGCCUGAUUUCUGCUGAUGACCUUGUGGGUGUUCAAGUCAAACACAUUUUUGCUGGAACAUAUGCCAACUUUGUGACAACUUAUCAGGAUACUGGUUCCACAAAUGUUUCCAAGAAAACCUUGCCAGAAAUAAGCCGAAUGAACCAGUCCCGGGCAGAACAGUGGAUGGCAAUGACAAGUGGAAGUAAUGAACGUGAAGCGACUAAGAGUGAAAUUAGAAUGAUAUUUUCAUCUCCUGCUUGUCUGACUGCAAGUUUUUUAAAGAAAAGAGAAUCUGGAAAAAUGAAUUCCAUUGAUGUGGACUUACAAAUGGCAAAAGAUACCUUUGAGAAGUUAACACAAAAGCAAUGGAUUUCUUUCAUGAUAACUACAUGUCUCAGGGAUCAUCUGCUCGGAGCUCUUCCAUGCCGUUCUCCACACCAAGAAGCGUUGUCAGUUUUCCUUCUGCUCCCACAAUGUCCUGUGAUGCAUGAUCCUAGGAACUCGGAAAGUCUGGUGGUUCCCUUUGCACAGGCUGUUUGUAACAUGAGUGACCGAUCUUUACGAGUCCUGAAGCAGUGUUGGGCAUCUUUGCAAGAGUCUUCUCUCAACACAUUGGUCCAGAUGCUUAAAUCAGCCAUCAUUGCUCAAAUGAUUUAUUCGGGUGAAACACCUCAAAAUAACUGCAAUCUGAAACCUCUUCUAGAAAUGAUGAAAGAAGUGUACAAGGUAAACAAAGCUACUUGUCAACUACCAAAGAACACUUUCAUCAUAAAUGAACUCUCCACUAUGUUGAACUUUAUUGAAGAAAGAAGAAGAAUGUCCUAUAGAGAUAACAACCUGAUAACUGCAGGAAACUUCAGUCCCAUUAUUUUCAGUGAAUUUCCAUUUAUCUUUAAUUUGUUAUCCAAAAUUAAAUUAUGGCAAGCUGAUUCCGUUAAGAAAAUACUGGAGUCACGAAUUACACAUAUGUUUUCACCCGGAUUUUUACUUCGAGUCAGACGAAGUCACCUAGUUGAUGAUGCUCUGCAUCAAUUAAACCAAGCUGCAGUCACUGACCUUCGGAAGGAAUUGGUGAUUGAAUUUAUUAACGAAAUUUAUUCUGAGGGUUAUGGGGUAAAGUCCGAGUUCUUCUACAUCAUAUUUGAAGAGAUGACCAAGAAAGAAUAUGGAAUGUUCAUGUAUCCUGAAGAGGGUUCCUACAUGUGGUUUCCUAUAAAGCCUAAAAUUGAGAAGAAGAGAUAUUUCCUCUUUGGGAGGCUGUGUGGACUCUCCCUGUACCAUUUAAAUGUUGCGGAUAUUCCUUUCCCACUGGCUUUGUUUAAGAAACUUCUGGAACAAAAGCCAUCAUUGGAAGAUUUAAAAGAACUCAGUCCCCUUUUGGGAAAAACUGUAAACCUACUUUUGCCAACCCUGCAUCAAUUGAGCUAUCAGCCGUUAAAGUGUGUAUGCAUUUCUUGGAUAUCCUAUAAAUUCGCAAUAAUGGUAAUAUGGUUGAUUAUUAAAACUUUCAUUCAUGUUUGCUACCUGAAUAUAUUACAGCUACGAUGGGACCAACAUAAUGUUGAUUUAAUUCCAAAUGGGAUUUCUAUACUUGUGGAUCAAACCAACAAGACCGACUAUGUUUCUCAGUGUGUUGAUUACAUUUUCAACACUUCUGUAAAGGCAGUUUAUGAGGAAUUUCAGAGUGGAUUUUAUACAGUCUGUGACAAAGAGAUACUUAGACUUUUCCACCCUGAAGAACUAAGGACAGCAAUAAUUGGAAAUACUGAUUAUGACUGGAAACAAUUUGAAAAGAAUUCAGUAUAUGAGCCAGAAUACCAUGAAUCACAUCCUACUAUACAGAUGUUUUGGAAAGCUUUCCACGGAUUAACUUUGGAUGAAAAGAGACAAUUCCUCUUUUUUCUUACAGGAAAUGAUAGGCAGACUGCAAGAGGAUUACAAGAAAUGAGAAUCAGAUUUCGCUGUCCUGAAACUUUCAGUGAAAGAGAUUACCCAAGAGCACUCGUGUGUCAUAGUAUUCUGGACCUUCCUAGAUAUUCUACAAUGGAAAGACUGGAGGAAGCACUUCAAGAAGCCAUCAGAAGCAACCGUGGAUUUGUCACACAGAGAUAAUGACCUCUGGGAGUCUCAGUGAGGCCUCAGGUUCCCAGGUUCUCUCACUCUUCGAUUCAGAUGUUCUUCUUUAGUUCUAACUAGUAUAAAGGGUUGAUGAUUUUAAUUAGAAUUAAUAAAUAAAUGUUAAGCAAAAAGUGAUGAAUCAAGAUAACAUUUUUAAUGAAUCAACAUUUUCUGAUCCCUAAACUUGCUAUCCUAAUUCUUGCCUUUUAGUGAAUUAUUUCCUGAACAAUAAUUACCAUUUAAAAAUAAGGUGAAUAGUAAAAGCUAAGAGCUGAUUUUUAAAAUAUUGUGCAUCUAACAAACACUGCCUGCAAAUAUGAA
This is a messenger RNA of Myotis davidii, 3576 nucleotides long. Its product is annotated as probable E3 ubiquitin-protein ligase HERC6. Lineage: Eukaryota; Metazoa; Chordata; Mammalia; Chiroptera; Vespertilionidae. The record is from RefSeq and is a predicted model, not a curated record. Bases 1 to 3249 code for a protein of 1082 amino acids. Gene Ontology annotation, molecular function: ubiquitin protein ligase activity. Gene Ontology annotation, biological process: protein ubiquitination; ubiquitin-dependent protein catabolic process. The transcript has 27 exons.